CCGCAGUCCGCCGAUGCUGCUGCCCCUGCGGCGCCUCAUGAGCUUCUCCGUGCAGAGCUUCGAGUCUCCGCUGGCGGCGGAGCAGGUGCGCGUGCGUCUCUCACACCGCUUCAACCGGCGGUCGCACCCAGACCCGACCGUGGAGCAGCAGGCGGCGCAGACGUGGGCAGAGCUACGACGCCAGUCUCCCAGACUCUUCAACGCGUCCAAGUUCCGCCUGCAGGGGCUGAGUGACCGUCACUCUUCGCUGCAACUGGACUGGGGACUGACCGACUACGCGUCGUACCUGGGCACGUGCUGCUCGGAGCUCGCGCCGCGGCUGCUGCAGGACGGAUGCCAGCUGCAAGAGGGCGACGCCUUCGCCUUCCUGUCGCGCAAAGUGGGCGUGGCGGCGGUGCUGGAGACGGCGGACGCCCACGUGGCGCUCAUCAAGCGCAGCAAGAGCGUGGGGCUCUACCAAGACCUGCUGGACACACCCGGGGGCCACCCGGAGCCGUCACACAUCCAGCUGACGGAGGACGUGCUGCGGACGAUGGAGGACGAAGGCAAUGAAGACGAGAGGAGACGUCUGGAGGUCGCGGCCAGAGACGAAUUCUUCCGCUCCAUCGUGACUGAGGUCCACGAGGAGGUGAACGUGGCCCCGCUGCUGCAGCAGCCGCCAACGCUCCUGGGCGUCGUGCUGCAGACGGACGCAUGCACGCCCAGCUUCUCCUUCCACAUCAAGACGGAGUGCUCGGCGGAGCAGCUGAAGGAGUUGUAUCGUGCUGGACCGGCCGACAAGUUCGAGUCGGUGAAGCUCGAACUCCUGCCAUCGGAGAGUUUGCUCGUAGAGGGGUCCACAACGCUAGACGAGCUAAAGCUGACGCCGUCGGCGAAGGGCACUCUUGGGUUGUGGAGGAAACACACGCUACGUGCCCGUCAGCAGCAGUAGAAGUUGCCGUGGAUUUCGACGAUAGAAUGCUUGUACUCUGCCGUGUUUCAGUUGGCUUGGCUCAUGAGGAGCAGCGCGAGCAAGCUCAUUCUUGCUUGAUACAGAAAUGAAGCAAAACUGAACAGAUG
Molecule: messenger RNA, 1059 nt
Organism: Phytophthora sojae
Lineage: Eukaryota; Oomycota; Peronosporomycetes; Peronosporales; Peronosporaceae
Exons: 3
Coding region: 14-931 (305 amino acids)
Molecular function (GO): GDP-mannose hydrolase activity
Source: RefSeq, a predicted model, not a curated record